GACGUCAGCGAGACGUUGUUUCCCAUCAUGGCGGCAGAAGGCUGUGACGAGUUGAGCGGCAACGGGGAGCUGGAAGAGUCCUCAGCUAUGGAGGCGUCUGAGGUUCCUGCCUUGCCUCCGACUGAGAUGUCCGAAGAGAACGGCAGCCCCCCCGAGGCCCCUCAGGUCUCCGUUGGCCCCGACCCGGCCACCUUCUCUAUGCCCCCGGCUACAGAGGACGAGGAGGGAGAAAUACCUGCAGACUUUGAGCGGCUGUGGAAGGCCGCACACGACAAUCCUCAGGACUUCACCAGCUGGACCGACCUGCUGCAGUACUGCGAGCAAGAGAGUCACAUGACAGCGUCUCGCAGGGCGCUGGAGGCUUUCCUCGCUCGCUACCCGCUCUGCUACGGCUACUGGAAGAAGUACGCUGACCUGGAGCGCCGCGCAGGAUACAACAACAAAGCAGAGGAGGUGUGUAUUCAGGGUCUCCAGGUCAUCCCUCUCAGUGUAGAUCUGUGGAUCCAUUACAUCAAUCUGCUGUUGGGGACUCUGGACAUGAACCUGCCCGAGUCCCCCGAUCGGAUUCGCAGUGUGUUCGAGGAGGGGGUUUCAGCGGCAGGUCUGGACUUCCACUCAGACCGGCUCUGGGAUCUGUAUGUGGAGUGGGAGAAGGAGCAGGGCAACAUGAAGAACGCAACAGCCGUCCUGGACCGAGUCCUCAGAGCCCCCACCCAGCUCUACAACACCCACUACGACAAGUUAAAGGAACAUUUGAACGGCCAUGAGCCCAAAGACGUCCUCUCCCCGGAGGAGUACGAGGAGCUGAGGGCGUUCUGUCGUCAGACUCAGAAAGCAGAGCGAGCGGAGCAGGCUCAGGAGGAAGAGGAGGAGAGGCCGCCCGGGGAGGAAGAGCCCGCAACCCCCGAGGGCACAGACUCAGAGGAAUUGAUGCAGAAGAUCAGGGAGCAGGUGCUGAUUCGCAGGGACAAAGUUUACCAGGACAACGAGGGAGAAGUCCGGAAGAGAUGGAACUUUGAAGACGCUAUCAAACGCCCCUACUUCCAUGUGAAGCCCCUGGACCGCGUCCAGCUGAGAGCCUGGCACACCUACCUGGACUGGGAGAUCGCUCAGCUGAACCCGGACACCAAAGACCCCCAACAAGAUCCAGACCAGGCGGACACAGAGGGGUCAGAGGUCACGGCAAAGCCUCAGGAGGAAACACAGGAUACUGCGGUUUCCCGCGACGACUACAAGGUCCGCAUCCUUUUCGAGCGAUGUCUGAUCGCCUGCGCUCUGUAUGAGGAGUUCUGGAUCAGGUACAACCAGUACCUGGAGACGCAGAGUGUGGACGAGGCGCGGGCCGUUCUGAGGCGAGCCUGUGAGGUCCACCUGGCGAACAAACCCAACAUCCACCUGCAGUGGGCCACCUUCGAGGAGAGGCACGGCGACCUCACGGAGGCGCGCCGGGUGCUGGAGUCUCUGGAGAAAUCGCUCCCGGGGUUGGCGGUGGUCCGUCUUCGCAGGGCGGCUCUGGAGAGGCGAGCGGGUCAGCUGGACCAAUCAGAGGCCUUGCUGCGGGAGGCGGUGGAGGAGUCCAAAGAGAAGCCCACGUUACACGCUUUUUAUUCCAUCAAGCUGGCUCGCCUGCUGCUGAAGCUCGGCAGGAACCCAGGCAGAGCCCGAGGAGUUCUGCAGGAGGCGCUGGAGAUCAGUCCGGAUAACGACAAGCUGCACCUGAACCUGCUGGAGCUGGAGGUGUCGGGCGACCCCUCGGCCGAGGCGGUGCAGGAGUGUGUGACGCGAGCCCUGGCCGCUCCCCUCGCCCCACACACCAAGAUCCUCUUCUCACAGAGAGGCCUGCAGUUUGCAGAGGACUACAGCAACUCUAUAGAGAGCGUGCUGUCCGUCUACGAGGAACACCAGAAACUGCUGAAGGAGCUGGGCGGAACCAAGAGGGAAGCAGAGAACGGAGAUGAGGAAACAGAGAAGCUGAUGAAAAGUGAAGACGGCUCGGCUGUUGCUGUGUCUGCACAAGAUCCGCCCACCAUGCCGCAUGUCCCCAUCACCACCCCCCCGCCCCCCGUGAUGGGCGCUGAUGCCAGCGCUCAGGCCGGAUACGGGGGAUACAGCAGCUGGUACCAGCAACCGCAGUACGGCAGCUACGGAUACCAGAACUGGAACUACAACCAAGGCUAUUAUCCUCCCAGCUAAAGGGGACAACUGUGACUGUGACACCAACAAAAACACAGGAAACGUUUUGACCCAGGAUGAGUCCUCAGCUGAACAACAAACUGAACCACGCAGUCCUGCCGGUCCACAUGAUAAAAAACAAAUCAUCCUUUCCUCUCCGUCCCAUCCGUGAGUCGCCUCACUGUCCUGGAAUGAAUUGAAUGAGAGGCGGGAUAUGAGCUCUUUUAGCAUGUUGUGUCAUUUCAGUGUUGAUUCUGAGGGAGGGGUGCAGAUAUGAGGAAAGGAAACGGUGACACUCCCACUCUCAGUGCAUCAGUGUCUCUCAAUUUUAAUCAGAAAUAUUUUUGUAAUUGUUUGCAAACCCAGCCCCAUCGCUCCGGUUUUAAAGUCAUCCAACUUUACAGGUCAUGUGUGAUCGAAUAUUUUGUACCAUUCCAGAGUAGGCUAUUUGUUGUUUUUUCUAAUGUAUAUAAAGGUGUUUUAUAGUGUGUCACAACAGUGCUGUUUGUGUCGCGUGUCUGUUUGCUUGUACUUCCAUACUGAGGGAGAAAAAUCAACCUCAUUAAUUGUGAAAAUAAAUCUUUUGGCCUGUGUGCUGCUCUUUUCUA
Messenger RNA from Trematomus bernacchii (emerald rockcod), 2780 nucleotides. Its product is annotated as pre-mRNA-processing factor 39. NCBI's taxonomy places the organism in Eukaryota, Metazoa, Chordata, Actinopteri, Perciformes, Nototheniidae. Gene Ontology annotation, cellular component: U2-type prespliceosome; U1 snRNP; commitment complex. The record is from RefSeq and is a predicted model, not a curated record. Bases 28 to 2193 code for a protein of 721 amino acids. Gene Ontology annotation, biological process: RNA processing; mRNA 5'-splice site recognition. Gene Ontology annotation, molecular function: protein binding. The transcript is spliced from 15 exons.